This is a messenger RNA of Benincasa hispida (wax gourd), 2256 nucleotides long. It is a transcript of the gene UBP24, whose product is annotated as ubiquitin-specific protease 24. Gene Ontology annotation, molecular function: cysteine-type deubiquitinase activity. Gene Ontology annotation, biological process: protein deubiquitination. NCBI's taxonomy places the organism in Eukaryota, Viridiplantae, Streptophyta, Magnoliopsida, Cucurbitales, Cucurbitaceae. The record is from RefSeq and is a predicted model, not a curated record. Gene Ontology annotation, cellular component: cytosol; nucleus.
UGGAAAUAAAUUAUCGGCCCAUCCGAAGCUAGGGCUUCCAAUUUCCAAAUAUAAUUCAAAGCCCUACACGGAUUGGGGAACGCAAUUUUCUGUUCUUCUUCUUCUUCUUCUUCUUCAUCUUCAUCUCGUUGGAGCGUAGUCGAUGCUCUGUGGUGUGGUUCUGGUCGGCGAGGAGGGCCAUAGAGAGGGUUCCAUUGUCAAACGCUCUCUCUCUUCUCCCACUGCUCUGUUUCUUCUCCUUUCAUGUCUUCAGUCGGUGGUUUGCCUUUAUCUGCUCCUCAUCCUUCAGGGUCUUCUAAAACCCUAGCCAUUCACUCCGGUUCUUCCCCUAUAUGCCUCCUUCCUUUUCUCCUUCUUUAUUGUCAAAACCCCUGUUUUGAUCUCAGGCUUUUUUCCUUGCACUUCCAAUCCACCACUUUCAGACAUGAGCGAUUCUAAGGUUCUAUUAUUCGGGUCUUUCACUGAAGACGAAACCAAUUCAUGGAUGCCACCCAAGUCCAAUGUUAAUACUGGAAAGCUGGUCAACAAUGUAAACGUGCAAUUUGGUUCUCUGAAUUUUACAGAAGGAAAAUCAUUGGGCAGUUCUGCUGACAGUGAACUGAAAGGACCUUCUGGUUCAUUAACAGGAUCCAUUACUUUUGGGUCCACUGAUUUAGCUAAGGAUGAUACUGAACUGGAAACUGUCCAAAGAAGAAAGAGUCAUUCUCCCCGAGAAUCAGGAGUGCCAAAGGAGAAUGGAAGCAAUUACAAUUUCAAUCAAAGCUUCCCUUGCACUAAUGGGGUGACAACAAUGAAAGUAGACGACAACGGCGCUUCGUCAUUAUGUGUAUCAAAUGGUCAUAACAAUUCUUUAAAUCAGUUUUCAAGACUGAUAACAGAAGAUAGCAAGGAAAACGGUAGUAUUGAUCAUUUGCAAGAAAAUGUUCUCAAAGAGAAUUUCAGGAGGGCAUCCAAUGUCUCUGUUACCUCCUCCACUAAGCUCCUACCUCGAGGUUUAAUAAAUCCAGGGAACUUAUGCUUUCUGAACUCAACUCUGCAGGCUCUUUUAUCCUGUCCUCCUUUUGUUGAUCUUUUGAGAAACUUAAGGAAUCGUGAAAUCCCCAAGGCUGGUUAUUCCACGCUAACUGCAUUUGUAGAGUUCAUAUCUGCCUUUGAAGUACCUAGUUCAACUGUUCUGAAUAAGGAUGUGGCUGCUUUUGGGAAGCCUUUUAGCCCUCUUAUGUUUGAUGGUGUUCUUAAAAAUUUUAGUCCAGAUCUACCCAGCAGUAUCUUGGGCCGUCCAAGGCAGGAAGAUGCACAAGAAUUUUUAAGUUUUGUCAUGGAUCAGAUGCAUGCUGAAUUGCUGAAGCUUGAUGGAAUGUCUUCAAGUACCAAUGGGGGUAAAUCCUUUGUAGUUGCUUCUGCAGAAGAUGAUGAAUGGGAGACAGUUGGGCGGAAGAACAAAACUGCAGUAAUGAGAACACAGAGUUUUGUUCCGUCAGAGUUGAGUGAAAUCUUUGGGGGGCAACUGGAAAGCACGGUGAAAGCAAAAGGAAAUAAAGCCUCCGCUACUGUCCAGCCCUUUCUUUCACUGCACCUUGAUAUUUACCCUGAAGCUGUUCGUACUAUUGAGGAUGCUCUACGUUUGUUUUCUGCACCAGAAACUCUUGAAGGGUACCGACCAUCAGCUGCUGGGAAGGCUGGUGUUGUUGCUGCUAGCAAAUCUGUGAAGAUACAGAAACAGUCAAAGAUAAUGAUUUUACACCUGAAGCGUUUUGGCUAUGGAAGCCAUGGAAGUACCAAGUUGAAUAAGCCUGUGCAUUUCUCACUUGAGCUGGUUUUAAACCGCGAUCUUCUUGUCUCAUCAUCCAUAGAGGGUAGGAAAUAUGAACUUGUGGCUACCAUAACCCAUCAUGGAAGAGAGUCCUCAAAGGGACAUUACACUGCAGAUGUUAGAUACCAUGACAACCAAUGGCUUCGAUUUGACGAUGCAUCUGUCACUGCAAUUGGGAAGAAUAACGUCUUACAUGACAGGGCUUAUGUUCUCUUCUACAAACGAGUUUAAUGACUUUGGACGCUGAAUCUCCUUUCUGAAUCUGCUUGUGAGGAGACUUGAGUUGGUGAUUAAUAUAUAGAUGAUCUGCUUUUUACUAGAAUGUUGGCUUGAACUCAUUAUCUAUUCUUUGUACGAUCUGGUUCUGUAGUUAUAUUUUUAACUUUAUAAGCUUUGUAAUACACGUUUGGUUAUUGCAAAAAAAAUGUUUUUCCCCCUCAAAA